Neopelma chrysocephalum (saffron-crested tyrant-manakin) is the source of this 1278-nucleotide messenger RNA. Its product is annotated as CMP-N-acetylneuraminate-beta-galactosamide-alpha-2,3-sialyltransferase 2-like. The record is from RefSeq and is a predicted model, not a curated record. NCBI's taxonomy places the organism in Eukaryota, Metazoa, Chordata, Aves, Passeriformes, Pipridae. Gene Ontology annotation, molecular function: beta-galactoside (CMP) alpha-2,3-sialyltransferase activity. The transcript has 7 exons. The coding region runs from base 140 to 1168 and encodes 342 amino acids.
GGAGCUGCUGGUGCUGGUCAUGCAGCCCCCUGCCCACUCCCACCCCUCCAGGAGCUGUGGUUGAAAAUCCCUGAGGCUCCACAAGUGCCUGAACCAGCCCAGGGACUGCUGGCACUGGCCUGACCAGUACAUCAGAUGGAUGCUCUUUGCCUCCACCAUGGCAAAUGCUCGUGGCUGUUUGCAGGAGGGCAAAAGAGUGGCACGUGGGAUGCUGAACCGGAGGCGCACAAAGGUGGUGCUGGCCCUGUGCCUGCUGCUGGCCCUGUGGCAAUGUUUCCGAGCCCUCAUGGAUGACCUCGGCCCUGUCCCUUGGGCCCCCUCCCUCCUGCACACCCCUGGUGUCCCCUGCCCCGCCAGAGGCAACAGCUCCGCGUGGUUCAAGGAGCGCUACGAGGCGGCCGCAGGGCCCCUGCUGACGGGGGCAGCCCAGGAGCUCUCUGCAGACGUGGUUCAGUGGUGGCUGACCCUGCAGGGUCCCAUGAAUGGUGUCCAGCUCCAGGCCAUAAUUCGGCAACUCUUCAGGGUCCUCCGAGCCCCAACCAGUGACGUGUGGGACCCCCCUCGCUGCAGGACUUGUGCAGUGGUGGGGAACUCGGGGCGGCUGAAGGGGUCCAGCCAUGGGCUGCUAAUUGAUGCUCAUGACUGGGUGCUGAGGAUGAACAGAGCAAAGAUUGCUGGCUUUGAGCUGGAUGUUGGCACGAGAACAACCCAUCACUUCAUGUACCCAGAGAGUGCAGUGAACCUUGGGCCUGGCGUCCACCUCGUCCUUGUCCCCUUCAAGCCCCUGGACCUGCAGUGGGUGACCAGUGCCUUCUCCACUGGACAGGUCACACGCACGUAUGUGAGAGUCAAACAGUUCAUCAGAGCUGACAGAAACAAGGUGCUGAUCCUGAGCCCAGCAUUCCUCAAGUACAUCCAUGACAAGUGGACGCAGCACCACGGGCGCUACCCCUCCACUGGCUUCACGGCCCUGCUCUUUGCCCUGCACACCUGCCAGCAGGUCUCUGUGUUUGGCUUCGGAGCAGACAGCAAAGGGAACUGGCACCACUACUGGGAGGAAAACCACGGGGCCGGAGCCUUUCGCAGGACGAGGGUCCACGAUGCCGACGUCGAAUUCAGCAUUAUUGAGAGACUGGCAGAUGAAGGCAGGAUUUUAUUCUACAAAUGAGGCAUUUCCAAGAAACUGAAGCCAGGCUGUUGGGUCAGGAACAGGCAGCCCCUGUAUUGCCAGCAGCUGCAACACUUGCUGCUCCACUCCACCCAAGCUGGGCUCACAGA